UCACAGCCCUUCCUCCAAGAAUUUUUCUGCAAAGUUGAAUAUAAAUGUCAACUACAAUACCAUUCAAAUGUCUCAUAUUUUUGGUCCUCAAAGGACAACCUAGAUUUCCUCUAUCUCUAUCUAUAUAUACUCCCAAUAUUUCAACUCCAAACAAAGUGCGUAGGUUCAAACAAAAAAAAUAAAUAUCCAUACAUUCUUUCAUUUCAAGCUCUCCACCAACAUGUCUCCUCUUAACACCAAUGAUUUGCAACAGAUUUUUGACAAGCUAGACCAAAAUGGUGAUGGCUUUGUAAGCCUCGAUGAGAUCAAAUUGCUUCUAGAGAGAAUCGGAGUUCAGACUAGCCUAGACGAACUUGAGUUAUUAGUGGGCAAAACAAGCCUCGACCUUCUUGACUUUAUAUUCUUCUAUGACACUUUCAUUAAGCGUGAUCAAAACGAAAUAGGCAAGGAAGAUGUUAAUGACUUGGAAUGUGAUCUUUCCAAGGCUUUCAAGGUGUACGAUUUGAAUGGUGAUGGUUUCAUUUCAUGCGAGGAGCUCCAGAAUGUGUUGUCACGAUUAGGAUUGUGGAACGAGCAUUGUGGCAGGGAUUGCAAAAGCAUGAUUAACAUGUACGAUAUGAAUUCCGAUGGAGUGCUCGAUUUUGAAGAGUUCAAGAACAUGAUGCUGUCCACCAAUUCUUAAAGGCACUUCUUCUAUUUAUUUCUUUAUAUUUAUUUCAGAAAUUUCACUUUAGUAUUAAUUAUUUGUUGUGAUUGUGAUGGGUAUUCGUCGUCCAGACUUUUUCAUCGGGUUGAAUUAGCUAGAAUGUAGACUUGGUCUUUGAUAAUGUUAUUGUUAUUGCACCUUUAAAAUUUAGUAUUGAAUUGUUGUGUACUGCAAAUUGAAUGUAAAAAUUGUUUAUAUA
This is a messenger RNA of Camellia sinensis, 905 nucleotides long. RefSeq names its product putative calcium-binding protein CML44. Gene Ontology annotation, molecular function: calcium ion binding. Lineage: Eukaryota; Viridiplantae; Streptophyta; Magnoliopsida; Ericales; Theaceae. The record is from RefSeq and is a predicted model, not a curated record.